This is a messenger RNA of Eurytemora carolleeae, 1309 nucleotides long. Its product is annotated as G1/S-specific cyclin-D3. Gene Ontology annotation, molecular function: cyclin-dependent protein serine/threonine kinase regulator activity. Bases 66 to 1106 code for a protein of 346 amino acids. Gene Ontology annotation, biological process: regulation of cyclin-dependent protein serine/threonine kinase activity; positive regulation of G1/S transition of mitotic cell cycle; mitotic cell cycle phase transition. Gene Ontology annotation, cellular component: cyclin-dependent protein kinase holoenzyme complex; nucleus; cytoplasm. The transcript has a single exon. The record is from RefSeq and is a predicted model, not a curated record. Lineage: Eukaryota; Metazoa; Arthropoda; Copepoda; Calanoida; Temoridae.
AGUCCGAGGGAUCCUCAGUCCUAUACUGUCCUUGAUCAAGAGUAGACGUGACACAAAUCAGCUCCAUGGACAACAAGGAGAAUAUUUUCACAAUGUUUGAUGAAGGAUAUUUAUCCUGUUCGGAGAUUUUCUCUGAUACAAUUCCAGCUAAAUCUACAGCUCAAACCUAUCAGAAAACCUACCCUAAGGUUCUUCAAGUAAAAGCUCAGAUUGAUAAAACUUUAACUUCCGAUGACAGAGUUUUGACAAAUAUGAUUAAGAACGAGAAUAGAUAUCUACCCUCACACCCAGAUUACUUCCGGUCUGUUCAGAUAGAGAUUAAACCUCACAUGAGAAAGAUAGUAUCUGACUGGAUGCUGGAGGUAUGCCAGGAGCUCUGCUGCCAGCCGGAGGUCUUCUGCUUGGCCAUGAACCUCAUGGAUAGAUUCCUUGCUAGAUGUCGCAUCAUUAAAUCCCAGCUCCAGCUUCUUGGAGCCGUCUGUCUCUUCCUAAGCUCCAAGUUUAAGGAGACAGCUCCAAUCCCGAGUGAAAAACUUGUGAUGUAUACAGACUUUUCUGUAACCCUGGAGGAAAUCAGAGAAUGGGAACUGAUCGUCUUGCAUAAACUUAAAUGGGAUCUUUGCUCCAGCACUGCUUUAGACUACUUGGAUCAUAUCAUCCCUCGUCUCAUCAUCCAUCCCUCUGUUGAUCAUGCUAAACUCAGAAGACAAACCGAGACGAUCAUUGCUCUCACUUCAACUCAGUAUCUUUUUUCUUAUGUCCGUCCAAGUGUGAUUGCAUCCUCAGCAAUUGCCGUCUCUCUUCGUUGCCUUCUACCAAACUUUUCCGAGGACGGAGCUAGACAAUUCCUGACCAGCCUCCAAACCUUUUCCAGGGCCAACACCACUGACCUCGAGGCUUGUAGCAGUGCUAUGAUCCAAACCCUACCCUCCUACCUCACAACAGCCGUGACCUCCGACCCUUCACCCCCAUCUCCUUCCCCUUCAAGUACAUCAUCAUCAACACCGUCAACGCCAAACAAUCAAAAUACAAAUUUUUCAGCUGAUCUCAAUUCUUCUCUUCCCCUUCAAGGAAGCUUCCAGCAUAUGAUGGUCAAGUCUUGUUGAUCGUAUCAUGCACAAUGUAAAUGGUGAAAAUUGUAUAAAAAAGAAAUUUCCUUCAGAAUUCAUUCAGAGGCAUUUUAUCUCAAUCUUUUAAAGAAACCGGGCAUUUAUUCGUCGGCUGUUAAUUAAUUAUUUUAUGUACAAUCUAUAAAUUUUAAUGUAUUAUAUUAUUAUUCUUGUUUUUACAAUAAACGUAUUUAAUAUAA